Messenger RNA from Beauveria bassiana ARSEF 2860, 1251 nucleotides. RefSeq names its product nucleotide exchange factor SIL1. NCBI's taxonomy places the organism in Eukaryota, Fungi, Ascomycota, Sordariomycetes, Hypocreales, Cordycipitaceae. Bases 1 to 1251 code for a protein of 416 amino acids. The transcript has a single exon. The record is from RefSeq and is a predicted model, not a curated record.
AUGCCAUCACAAUCACGGCCGCUGCGGCUGCCCACACUAUUCGCCCUACUCUUGGGCAUAGCCCUCCUGGUCCUCUCCGCGCCGGUUCUGGCAAGCUCUCCCGACGCAGAGGAAAAUUCGGAGCCAGAUCUGAUAUGUCACACUACCGACCCCAAGGACUGUUACCCACGCGUCUUUGAGGCCACGGACGAGUUCCAAAAGAUCCACGAUGAUCAGGAGCUCCCCCACGGCCUUCACGUGCGCCUCAACAUUUACACGGGUGAAAAAGAGGCCAAGAUCAACGUGCCCGGUGAAGGCGACGCUUCGCUUGAGGGCCUACCGGUGGAGCACGAUGUCGUCGUUGUCGAGCCCGAAGCUCGCGACGAUCCCAUCAUUCCUAAAAGUGCCCCAGUAUACGAGACGGCAGGAAAAAUCAAGGCCCCUCAGCAUGAAGCUAAGGCAUUCGUGGAUGCCAUGAAACUUCUCAAAGCUGAGCGGGGCGAGCAUGAUCCAAGUUUCGAUGCCUCGCUCGAGGGCCUCGAAGAAUUGGCACACGACAUGUACUACGGUCUCAAGAUUGUAGAGGAUCCCGGCGUUGUCAAGUCGCUCGUUUGCCACAUGAUUCAAGAGCCCUACCCUAGCACUGGCAACACCGAGGGCCUUCCACCACGAGACCAGCAGGCGGCUGCCAUCCUCGCCGCCAGCUUGCAAAACAACCCGACUGCGCUGGCCGAAGUCAGCAAGCAGUGGCCCGCAAUUUUGGAGCACUACUGCCCCGAGGGCAUGGCGCCUCUGUCUAGCGAACUCUUCCGCGGCAUCGGGCCUCGCCCUGUCCAGGACGCUGCAGAGGACGCGGCGGCGGCGAAGCUGAUCAAGGCCCGGGUGGCCGCCGUCAGCGGCCUCAUCAAGGACCCGGUCAUCCGUGCCGACUUUUUACGCUUCGACCUCAUGGGGGAACUAGCGCGCGUGCUCGCCCGCGAGGGUAAGGAGUGGACGACGGCACAGCGAAAGGUCGGCCUCUUCGCCGUGGACAACUUUCUCGACGAGGACAUGGGCGCCGUUGCUGGGCAGUGGCCCAAGGCUCCGAAGCUGACGGACGAGCAGUGUAGCGAGGCGGGCUCGCAGGCUCCCGAGGGCUGCUGGGACUACCACGUCGCCCGCAUCGCCAAGGCGAACAAGGGCGACAAGGGCCAUUGGAGCAGAGACCUUCAGGCGCGACUGGUGGCGGCGCGAAAGGGCAGCACUGCACCAUCUCAGCACGUGGAUCUGUAG